CCACUUGGCCUCUUACUUGCCCUUCAUCUUUCCCUCCUCUCCCCUCCCCGACUUCUCUUUAAUCGUACCUUACAUGCUUAAAUAUUUCUGCCUUGAACCUGACCAAAGCAGCUAUUAAACGACUCCUAGCUUCAUUUUUUAAAUCUUUUCUCUGAUUUAGUGACAGAAUUUAUCUUCAACCUUUAAAAGAUAUCUGUAAAAUCUUUUUAGCACCAUAAAUUUGGACAAUAAAAAUUUAAACGAGGGAUUUUUGAAGCAGGAUUGGUAUGGAAGUUGCUUGUUUUGAUGCAUCUUUCAUUUCUAGGUCCCAAAAUUGAGGUUGCUUAAGUCAGAUUACAACAUUUUCAACACUUUUGGAUACUUUGUCAUACUUAUAGCUGUCCUAACUGUGAAAAGUCCAGAACAUAGUGCAAAUUACGGCUCUGUAUCAACAAAAUAAAAUUAGAUUCAUUUGUAGGAUGCAGGUUUGAAGCCUUGGUCUAGAUUUUUGGAGAAAUGCAGGACACUGAAACUGGUGCAAAACUUAGCCAACACUAAGUCAUCAAAGUUGAAAUCAUCAUGCCCAAGAUAACUUUAUUCGCUGGUCCAAAGUUGGUAAAGGAGCCAAGUUUACAGACCAGAAAUAAGGAAGUACGUAUACUGACAGAUGCUAAUAUGUAUUAGCAUAAAACUAAAUUUUGCGAGAGUUUCACUGACUUUAAAACAAACUUAAGCGCAGACCAUCUGGAUGGUCUAUUAGCACAAAAAUCUUUAAAAAAUCAUUAUUUGUGUCCAGUAUCUGCAUGAAAAAUUCACCACCAAUAACACAAACUCUACACAGACAUUCAGUUUACUGACUGAAUCAGCCAAAGUGACGACUACGCAGCACUUAAAAGGUUGAAAUAUUCUAAGUUGUUUUUUUCUUUGGCUUAGUUAAAAUCAGCCUCAUUUUAUCAGGGACAUGUGGCGCAGACUUGCUGAUAAGACUUUGAAUUGGAAUAAAAAUGAGGGUUCAGGUACAUGAAUUAAACACAGAGCGGAGCCACCAGCAGCUCUCUGUUAAUGAAAUGAAGUAACCUCCCUGAUGUGUAUCAGGCUGACGUCCCCCUGUUCGUUUAUCUCCACAUCAGCUGAGCAGCAGGUGAACCGGUCGACAGCUUUGUCCCGGGAAGCGAGGGAUUCAAACGCUCCGGGUCAAGGUGCUCCGGUAAUCCAGGCAGCUGUGUUACCAGGAUUAAGACGAGGCCAAGGCCAUCGGUCUGGUCACCUUAAACAGGUGUUACCAUGACAACAACCUGAGAGAGAGAGAAAAACUUUGAACACAGCUGCAGCACCUGCUAGGGUGAAAGACAUCUGAGAAUGAUGAUCACACUUUUAUCACUCUUUCAGGCACACGCACAGAAACACACAAAAACUCGUGACCGUGAUGAAGCUCAUGAUCAGACAGUCGUCUUCUAUUACUGAAAAGGACUUACAGCUAACUACCUGUUACAGCUAACAGGCUCUCUUUAAAGCUCUUGUGAGGAAUUUUCUGUUUGUGUCAGUUUUGGCGCCCCCUGUGGACAAAACAGUCUUUGCCCAAUUUCUACAUUACAUACAUUAUUUCUACACUUUUAAAAAAAUUAACCCGCUGACUCUGGACAGUCAAAUCUAUCAUUUAUGGGGAUUUUUUUAAAGUAUGUAAAAACAGAGCUGUUAUUUCAGCUGCUACGUAUACCCACACAUUGGUAUUAGGUAUGAAAAAUGACGGUAUAGCGAAUUUAAUUCAUGUUUUUGCUUUUAUAUAUCUUAAAAGGGAUCAAUAUGAAUUUCAGCUUGUUAAAAAAAGGUUAAAAAGUUUCUCACAGUAGCUUUAAAGUUACACUAAUGCUGCACUGUCAUUGUCAUUUCAUUUUGAGCAUUUUGUUUUUAUGAUUUUUAGUUACAUUUUAUGUCUUAUAGAUUUUAAAUUGUUUUGUCUUUUUGAUUUCAAAUCAUUUUAUGUCUUUUUGAUUUUAAAUUGUUUUAAUCUCUCCUUCUAUAAAUUUUUUAUGUAUUUCCUCCCAUCUGUAAAGCACUUUGAAUUGCCUUGUGUAUGAAUGGUGCGGUACAAAUAACCUUGCCUUGCCUUGAGCUAUUUCUCUACUUUUGUCUGUUAAAAUGUUUGCAUUGAAAACAAGAUUUAAAAAAAACAAUGUGUUUAAAAAAAACAUUAGAAAUUUUUAGAGGAACAACACCAACUUCUUGUACCUCUUUCUAUUCUUUUAAUUGAUUUAAAUGUGAACAGUUUAUCUUAAUUUAGUCAAGCUUUGGUCUCUGACACUGAAAAAAAGUAGUUGAUGCAAAAAUGGGACGUGUUUUGGCAUAAAAGUACACCUUUAAAUUUAUGAAUGAUGUUAAAGAUGUUUGUGUUACUUUGCACAUGGAAGAGCUCUUUUUUUGUUGGUUUUUGUCAGUGUGACAUUAACAGUUUCUAGUUUUGCGUCUGUUGUUUAAACUUUUCUUAGUGUCUCUGUAAAAAAUAUUGCAAAAUCACCAACUUUCAAAGCAAGAAACCAGGAAAUUUGAGUCUAUGUUUACUUGAAAAUUUAAGAUUUUUGGAUGAAAUAGUGUCUUGAAUUUUGGAAACAAUGUAAAAAAUAAGUUCAACUGUGAUUUUAGAUAAAAACAACAUUAGACUUUGCUGUUUAUUUGUUUUUAUUUAUAUUUUUAAGCAGAAUUAACAUUUUAAAUUCAAAAUUUAAUCCUGACUCAGUCUCAUGGAGAGGUCUUAACAGACAAGACACACAUUCACACACACUUGUCCUGGUGUGACAGCCGCUCUCUCCUGUGACCCGCUGAUGUGGUGUUGUGGCCCCGGGGCCCCUGGAGAGCGCUAAUUGAAUCAGUUUCCAGAGAAAACUAAUGGGCCUUAAUGCUGAGAUAACUGAUACUCAAACAAUGAGUGAUCAUUGGCAGCAUGUGUUUCUGCUGCCUGAUAAACAUGUCACUGCUGCACAGGGAGCCAUUCAGCCUGUAAAUUAAUUCCUCCCCCACUGUGAGGUCCCAACGCCUGCUGCAUCACACACUCACCCACCCACUGACACACACACACACUGACACUCAUGAAGACACACACGUGCAAUUAGACAUCAUUUCUACAGGCCAGGCCUUCGCAGCACCAUUUCUGUGAAUGCAACAUUAUCUAAAACUAGACACACUCAAUUUUAAUUAAUAAAUUUCUAUGUGAUUAAAAAAUUGCUGCAUUAAGCAUUUUGGAAAGGGUGUCGGCCCAGAAACCUCUGACCUGAGCGGAGUCCCUGUUCUGUCAACUUCUCAUCCUCAGUUAUUGUGUUUCAAACUGGAACAUCCAGCCGCGAAUACGCUGGAAGUUUGAGGAAAUACCGCCAUGAGAGUGAGGAGGAAUGGGGUUGGAAAUAUGGGGUUGAUGGUGAGAGAUGUGGCAUGCAGGAAAGGCUUUUUAAUCUCACAUGAUGUCCACAUGUGCUGCUGGCUUUUCGGGGUUUGGACAGACAAACCGAGGAGGGCGUGAGGUCAAAGUGCUGCAACAUCAGCUGUAGUAGGAUGGUGUUACAAUAAGCAUCCUGUCAGAUGUGCAUGAGCAGUGACGGAGAGUAAUAAUUCUUUAAUGUUUUCUAAAACAAUGUCCCAUGUUUCUAUAUGUUGUGAGUUUUAAAUUGUGCUCUCCCACCACUACAUUUAAAAUUUCACAUUGAGGGACAACUGGAGUCUUUCUCGCUCCAACUCCACAUUCAUCUGCCAUCUGCUCUCUUGUCCGUGGUUCUCACAGAUUCUCACAUUGGCUCACAGUAUGGAGCUGGAUAAGAAAACAAACACACAGCGUCCCAAAACCUCCCAUUUUUCCUGCUUUUCUCACCCACACACCUCCCGAAUCCAAAACCAUCCACCAUCACAUCAGCAGGAAUCAGUGGGUAGAUUCCCCGGCCCGAGGGUUUGUUUGUGGAGGCUGAAGAAAGGCAGAUUUCAUUCCCUCUUUGUCCGUCUCCAAGCUAAAUAGAAGGUAUAAACUCAUUUUUAUUGUUUUUUUAUCCCUGCUGCAAGACUGUCUGCUCCAAACUCAGGCAAAAGCGUCGAAUGAAGAGUUUAAAUCUCCCUCUUUAAAAUCUGUUUUGGUCCAUAUAAUUUGUUUUGAAAACUUAAAAUAAAUACAAAGUAUACAAUGGGACGUGAAUUUACCUUAUAAAGUCAUUAAACUGCAAGUAUAAGUAUGGAUGAUGCAUCAUCUUUAAAAAAAAAAGCUAAUAUCCAUGGCUGUAAAACUACUAUUAAUCUUGUUACUGGCUGGGGUAAGGUGUUGUAAAGUAAAGCUUAAGUUUGUAUCAAGAUAAAUACUGAGCUGUUGUGAUGAAGUGGAACUUGAAUGAAAGUCUUCAGGGUGGGUUUAUUAUGGUUUCAUAGUGACAUCUACUGGUUUAAAUCUGCAGAUGCAGCUUCUGUUUGCCCUGCUGGAAGAAAUUUCCUUUUGUUUGCGGUCCAAUUUACAUGGGGGAGAGUGGGGUAAGAUGAGCCAGUUUUCAUAUUCCGGAUCACUACAUCAAGGCGGUCAUAGUUUUGUCUCUAACUAGUGUAUCUGCAUAUAUUUCAAGAUGUUGUUCAUCCCUGCAAACCAACAGCAUGAGAAUGUAAACAUAACUGUCUUGAUAAUAUAGCAUGGCAAAAAAAGUGGUCUCCUAUGGUCAACUUACCCCGUGUAUGGGAUAAGUUGACCAUAGGAGCGGGGUAAGUUGAGCCAUAUCCCUACUACCUACUCUUCACCCCAGCCCUUCCCUUACCUUCUCUCUCCCUAAAUAACAGCCAUUCUCCAUACAUCUCGCCAGUUCGGUGGUACUCUUAGCUCCUGCAUCCUUCUUGAGUAUGUCCACAUAUGAUAGUCUAGGACGUCCUUUUGACCGAUGCCCAUGUGUUGGUUCCAACAGCACCAAUUUGCUGGCUGGCAGUUCCCGAUGCCUUUGGCAGUGUCCUGCUAGUCUCAUUCUCCUUACAGCAAUCUUCUCGCUCACCCUUGGUAUUCCCCCUUACAGUGUUCUGUUGGUUACAUGUGCGUUCUUGCUGAUGUUAAGCACUGCACGCAACAUCCUGGUGUGGCACCCAUCUAGGGAUUUCUCCAGGGUUGGCUUCAGGGUCCAGCAUUCACUGCCAUAAAUGUCUAACCCCUUCACCCAUGUGCUUCUAACCUUCACAGACUCCAUGAAUUGAUGACCAUCUCCUAAAUGUUUGGUCACAUGAUCAAUUUCUUUUACCGUGUCCAAGCAACAGGGGGUGGCUCAACUUACCCUUUGGCUCAACUUACCCCACUCUCCCCUACAUGGUAUUUUUUAAGGAAAUUUUAACACUGAAUUUCCCCCCUUUACGCUGGAUUAUGAAAGAUAUUUUGUAAAUCAUGCAUGAUUCAUCAUGAAAAGCCUUGAUAAAUCAUGCAUGAGAAGUGAAAUAUGAAAUCUCUAAAGCUUUGUAGAUGCCAGGUGAAAUGUAAAGAUCAUAUUUGAUGGGUGUGGGGUGGCACAUAGGGGACCCUGCCAUCCCUUUUGAACACGCCCCCCGUCAUUCUGCAUUAAGUGAUCCAGUUUGGUACCCAACGAAUCGCGUUGCUAUGGUGACCAUUCGAAGCUCCCUGUAGUAGCGCUGAUUCUCCAGAUGGGGGCGCAGCUUCAUAAGGUUUCUGCGAGCGUCUGAAGCGAGGCACCAGUCAAAGCAUCACUCAGGUAGUAAAAGGGGCAGAUCCGAGGACCAGAUACGAGCAGCAGUGUGUGUCUGCCUCUGCUUACACUCACACACACAGACUCGGGUGUUUUCUCAACGGUGCCGAACCGCGCGGCUCUUCCCCCCGGGACACCAUGGUGGCUAAAAACAGAAAACAGCCCGGGAAGAGUCCAGCGACCCAGGCUGACCGCGACAGGAGCCCGCUCGUUUCUCCUCCCGGUAAAAGUACCGUGAGGCGGGCUGGCAGGGAGGGCAAAGCCUUCAACAGCUCCCAUUCAAACGGGCUCUCCGGAUUCAGACACAGGCUCGGGCUAACAACUCCCUCCGCGCUCGUGUGGCUGGGAUUCACGCUCGUGCUCGGUAAGUUGGGAGACGUUAGCCUGCUAGCUGCGAGCUAACGGCUGCUAACGCCGUGGGUUUUAAAGGGGGGAAGCUUUUGACGGAUCCACUCAAAUCAAGUUAUCUCCACACCGAUCAGCUGGCUAACGUUAGCCCGCCUCAGAGCUAGCUCAACAGUGUUAGCCACCUGAUGUUACCGCUUUUACUUCAUGUUUCUUAUUUAAUGACAUGUCAGCUGUGCGCGUGUUAACAGGUUUUCUGGUAAAGUUAAAGUCUGUGAUUUUGCUCCUCCUCUCUUCAAGCCUGUUAUUAGUUUGUGAAGUGGACUAGCAUGAUGUUUUGAUCAGAUUUUUCUCUCUCUUUCUCGUCCACAGCUGGUCUCGCAGGAUAUUUCCACUGGUAGGUAGUUGUUGCUCAUUCAUUCCCACCGUGUUUACAAAUGUCUGCAGCUCCUUUCUCAUGUAUUUUACCCUCUUGUUAUUAUCAGGCAACAUCUCUCUCAGCUGUUUGAGAAUGACAGACACUUUUCACACCUGUCCAACCUGGAGAAGGAAAUGGCUUUUCGCACAGAAAUGGUAAACGGCUCUUCUGUUUGCUUCUUAUGGCAUUGUUAUUGAACGAUAGAUUAUCAUAAUUUUUCUGUAACAUGUCAAAAGAAGAUUUCUACUGGAUAUGGACACACUACUACUUCAUAUGUUUGCUGAAAUUUGCUGAUUUUAUUAGCUCAAAAAAGAAAACUAGUCAUUAAAAGCAUGCAAUGAAACAUUAAUUUGAUGAUUUAAAAGAGUUGAGAGAGGGACAACAGAAAGUUGAACAGUUUGUAGUGCUAAAAAACACACCCAGAGGAACCUCUUCCAGCUAAGAUUAUUAACAGGACUGGGUAUGAAAUGAGCAGAGAGGCUGAAUCUCUCAUAUGGAAAGAUGAGAAAAGGUUUGUGGUCAAGGUGGUGAUUUUGAGGUGUGGAGGAGUUAGACCUGUUAAAAACAGACAUGACUCUGAAGUGGGAAUCACUGCAUGGGCACAGAAUCAUUUCCACUGAGGUGGGUGAGGGAACCAUGCACUUAAUUCAGAAACACAGGGGGCAUAGAGAUGUCUUAAGUGCCCAUGAUGUGAUUCGGAAGGUACCAUGAAAGGGAUAUUCCGGCGUAAAAUUAAUUCAGGGUCAAACACACCUGAUAUGGAGUUAGACACCCCGUCGAGAGAUGAAUGUUGCCAACUACUGGUUUCUCUAGUUAUACCAACUUUAGUAAUGACUGCAGGAUAGCAAUACACAUCGGUCUGAAGGGCCAUAAACAAACCUCAACAAAAAAGCCACUCUAUAGCCACAAAUAAUGCUCAGAACAGCACCUAACUUCAUCAACAGCACAUAUAGGAUCCCUGCCAUAGUACUAGACACCAAACAUCUUUUUAACUUUGCCUAAUAUCUUUAGCAAAGAGACUAAACACAACUCACCUACUCUCUUCCAGCAGCCGCUUGUUUGUAGCGAGGCCUCAGGCCAGUCCUUCAUGGACUACAGCGGGGUGACGCAGCUCAAAGAAGAACAUUUAUGAUAAUUUCUUUAUCAUUUCCUUGAAGUUAUAAGCACCAUAUUAAUCAUUUAGCAUUGCAGAUGUGGUAGUUCUCUGAUUGCAUUUCCAUGAGGAAAUGAUAAUAAAUGUUCUUCCUUGAGCUGCGAAACUCCGCUAUAGAGUGUAGUGGUGCAACUCAGUGUUACGGUGUGUUUGUCCCUAAAUUAAUUUUACGCCGGAAUAUCCCUUUAACUCAGAAACACAGGGGGCAUAGGGAUGGUAUAGUGAUGUCUAAAUUCCCAUGGCAUGACUUGGAAGGUGCCAGUAAUGCUCAGCAGCACAGUGUUUGACAUUCAGGCUAUACCAUUUUCAAGAGAAUCCCUCUAUAUUAAAACAAAAUAAUUCCAAACAACAUUUGGCUCUUUAGUGGAAGAGUCCUUGUCCCUGUGGUCCUAAAGAUGCUCAUUUAGACUAACAUGUUUGCCACACUGUCAACAGGUAGAAGUGAAAUCAUGAACUCUUUUGUGAAGAUUAUUUGAUGUGACAAAUGUGAUCUGAUUGUCCCUGGUGAUGCUGUUACAUGGUGUUGGCCAAUCAGAAGCCAGUAUUUAACACAGCCAGGUGAUUAAUAAGAAAGCCAGGUAGAAUAAUAACUGUGACAUUUCCAAACACAGCGCCUCAUUAAAGGUGGAAACAUGUUUAACACUUCUGCCUGAGUUUGUCAGGUCACAGACUCGCUCUUCUACAUCACUCAAAUGAAAAAAAAAGUUGACUGUUUUGUGUCGGCUCACUUUAGAGGACACUUAAAAUCCUGCAAAUGUGUGUAACUUAAUGCGACAUCUGUUUGUGUGUCUCUGUCGCGGUAACUGUUGUAGAAGUUGUUGCUAUUCAACAUGCAGCACAGCCUCCGUGCCCUUUUCAGAGCCGACACUGAAGGUGAUGACUUAAUCAUAUGCAAACAGAACAUUUUUCCUCUCUCACCCCAGCUGAGUGCUGCAGAGUGGGCUGUGAGCUGUUGCCAUCUGCUGAGCCUGUUUGUGUUUCUUCUAUCUGAGAUGUGUGCUGUGGUGGAGUUAUAUUUAGUUAGAUCCCCCUGCUGUCUUUCUGUCUUAUAGAGCCUCUUGUUUCUCCCAGUCUUCCUCCGUCUUUAGUUCUCCCUCUAACAUCUUUCUCAGUCUGAGUUUGACUCAUCAACAACUAUUCGUGUCUUUUUGGUCCAGGGUUUGUACUACUCCUACUAUAAGAUCAUUAUUGAGGCUCCCUCCUUUCUUGACGGCCUCCACAUGAUCAUGAAUGACCGGCUGACAGAGUACCCGCUGGUUAUCAACACACUGAAGAGGUUCAAUCUCUAUCCAGAGGUAAAGUUCAUUUUAAAACUUCUAUUCUUAUGAAUUAUGUAUGCUUGCUUAUCCAUCCCAGAGUGCACACAUUCAGUUUGCUGUUUGUGAGUCCGGCUGAAGUGACAUUCAAGUUUUGAUGUCUUAAUGACAGAUUUUGUAAUAGAGUGUCAAAACAAAUUCUGUACAUCUCUGGCAAUGCAAAUAGAGAGAUUAGUGGUGAGGUUUAAAGUGGUUCUGCACUGGCUGCAUUAUUUGAUAAGGGAUAUUAGUGCACUGAAAUACACCUCUCCUAAAACCUGAAGUAAAAGUUUCAUAUUAGUAUAAAAAAAAAGAAAAGCAUGCUGUCUUAUUCUAACAGUAAACCUAUCCAUGUUUAUGACCCGAAAACUUCAGUAACUGGUGCAAACCAGGCGCCUCUAUUAUUGAUGAGCUCCACAGCAGCAUUUUUUAACCAUGGAGCAAAACUAGACAGAACACCGGCUGCAUGAUGAACAUCAGCGCCCCAUGAGCAACAUGAACUCACCUGGACUUUGCCCCAGAAUGAUACUAAAUAUUCAGGGUGAAGCUCACAAGGGUAAUUUCAGGAUGUUUUCAGGAACUUUGUGCAUGUAUAAGAGGGGACUGUGAGUUGAGGACUGAUUGAUAAAUGGUAGGGAUGUCUCAAUACAACAUUUUUGCUUCCGAUACGAUACCGAAAAUGAUCCAAUAUUGGCACAAACAAGUUUUGCAUUCAGCUGCAACGUCUUUUUGGGAAUUGGACGAAAAGUACUGCCACACAGCCGACAUCACUUCUACUCCUUGCAACUUUAUUAGUACCUCAGUACACACCCUUGUUGUGAUCACAUGGGCUCUGCAUGCUGGAUCUAGGCGCUGCUAAAUGGAGUUGCUGGAGCGGAGUCUGGAAUGGACUGCUUGUAUUGGAGUGCUGAUAUCAGAGAUUUUAGAUGCAGGUCGAUAUAAUCAGAUAUUUGUUUUUUUGAUGAUAUCGGACCGAUAUCUGAUAUCAGUAUCGUAUCGGAACAUCCCUAAUAAAUGGCAAUGGGUUUACUGGUUGAUUUUACAGAUACAGAGUAAUAUCAAUAAAAUCAAUCAAUCAAAUUUUAUUUAUAUAGCGCCAAUUCACAACAGUUGUCAUCCCAAGACGCUUUCCAAAGAAAAAGAGUAGGUCUAGACCACGCUCAUUGUUUGAUGAAUUAUCAAGACCCCACCAAAGAUGGGAUUUAAUAGAUUUUUGAUACUUUUUAAAAACAAAUUCACAACAUGACUGAAGAAAGUUUGAGUUUCGUUAGCAUUUCAUUUCACAAGUACAGUAUCCCAGCAAAAAAAAGGUCCAAAAGCUCAAAAUUAUUCUUCAUUCCUGAUUUGUAUACGUGCAUGUUUAGAGAAAAGUGGACCGUAAAGAGCAUCCUUGUUUUUGUCUACUGAAAGUAUAUAUCUGCACAGGAAUAAACAAAACCCUUUACAAAAUCAAAAAAGACUGAUUGUUUUUGCCACUGCUGUGAAUUUGUAUUUGUUGUAUAUUUGUCAGACCAUUUUCUAACUUUGAACUGAUUUCACACCUACUGUUUUUAUUUCUUGUGUUUCCUUUAGAUACAUUAGGCGUAAAAUGAAAGACACAGUUUACUCGUUUAAAAUUUUCUCCUCAGAAAAGCAAUCUACAGCCAGUUGGAGAAACAAAGUGGGUUUCUCUUGGUUUCCACAGAAACAACAGGACAGAAAAGACUUUCAAACAUGUUGUUUAAAGAGGAUUCUCACUGAUUGGCUCCCGUCUCUGCUCCACAGGUGGUCCUGGCCAGCUGGUACCGCAUGUACACGGGCGUGAUGGGACACUUUGGGGUUCCUACGAAGAUGUGUUGGUCCAUUAACAGAGGAGAGGGACUCACUCCUGUGGACAGCUGUGAAGGUACAGAGUGGAGCUCCAGUCUGAUCAGCAAACACACACAAACAAACACACACACACACUCACAGAGCAAGCGGGUUGAAUGUUGACUACGUCGCACAGGGGGAUAGAUUUGUAGUGUGCAACUGUUACAACACAACAUGUUCUCACGUUGAAUUUAACGGAUGACUUUUUUUUACAGCGUCUUUUUCGUCUGAGAAAGAUGAAGUUAAAACAACCAAGAGAACUUUCCUGAAAUUUAAUGUUGAAAUCAAGAAAAGAAAACGUGAUUCAGAUCAUCUUACAUUCAGAUAAAACUCUACUAAAAUAAUGUUUCUACUUCCAAGUACUCAAAAGAAAAUAUCCAGUCAAAAGUGACUCAAACCAAAUUUUUAUUGAGUGUUUUCUUGGCCCACAUCACUCCAGACUUUUUUGUGACCUCUGCAAAUCUUCACUCAGCCAACAUUUUAAAAGCCAGACUGAGAUGAGCUCUUUUACGGCCCCAUUAUCUCUUUUUUUUUUGUCAAACAGAGUCCUCUUUGGUCUCCUUGCCUCUGGCACGGUGUCUGUACUGAGAACACAAAGCUUUAGUGAGCACCGGGGGGUGUUUGCCUUCAGGGGUUUGAGCCUGAAAGCUGUGCUGUAACUUCUUCCCAGUAAGUUAUACCCACUCUCUGUCCAGAAUCAUUGUACUAUAACAGGUGUUCAAGGUGCAGAGUGGAGAUUAGGAGUUUUACGUUUAUUUGGAGAGUUAAAUUAAAUGAUGUUCCCUUUCAGUCCUGAACAGUAGUAAAAAAAAUCACAAAUAACUUAUUCAGAAGCAGCUAAAACAGCCAGGCACGUCUCAGGGAGCUGCUUGCGAGCUGCAACUCACAGCUAUCAGUCAGUACGUUUACAUGACAGUUGAGAAAACCGAAUUAUUGCCUUACUUCGAUUAAGACCGGACCACUGAAGUGCAUGUAAACACCUUAGUCCGACUAUAAUCGGAGUUUGAGAACUCCAAUUGGAGUCAGAGAACUAGGAUUAAGACUCCCAGAUAAUGCGAUUGGGAUUCGAUUUUCUCUACCAUGUAACCAGCGUUGUCUGGGGUAUGAUUGGACAAUGCAUUUGUGCGUGCGCCACGCCCCCAUAACCCCGUAACAAAAAUACAGGAGAAGAGGAGUAGCGUGAGUCUCAUCUGCAGAAAAAGUAGUGCGUACAUCAUGUACGACAAAAACAACGCUGUACUUGAUGCUCCAUCGUCGUGCUGGAAAACACCCAGCAGCAGUUGUAGACACUUCUGAUGUCUUGCACGGACCUGCUGUUGUUGUUGUUGACAGUUGUUUGGGGUCGGAAACAGCGCAGCUGAAAAGACCCACAUCGCCCCCUAGUUUUGGGAAAGAGGACACGUUCACAUCAAUAAUUAAAUUUUCUCAACUGCAUAUAAACCCCGACAAGGAGAGAAGUCCGAUUCAGGGGAAAAGAAACGAAAUAUGAGCUUAGUCCAAUUAAGAUGUGCAUGUAAACGCACUGAAUGUUUCCAUAUGCUGAGCCAGACUACUGUACAGAGAGCUGGGUCAGUAUUAGAAAGAGCUACACAUCGACAGAGAAGCUGCUCAUUGCUGAACACAGUGGAAGUCUUCAUACAGGAAUACAGCUAAAACUUUCUUCUCCUCUGGCAGCCCUCACAAGCAGACUGCAUCUUUCAUAUAGAGGUAUAUAAACUCUGGAUUUAACUGCACUUAUCUGCUGUCAAACUCAACCUGGAAUCCAUUUAUCUACUUCUUGUUUUGGCACGGUUUUCACAUUAAAAGAAAAAAAAAGUACCUGGGUAAAUAUUUAGAUUAACAACAUCAAAUCUUGUCAAGCGUUGGGCAAUAAUCUCAUGGCAGAAAAACAAAUCUGUCAAGGAAACAUGAUUAACAUCGCAUCCACCUGUGGGGGGAAAGAAAAAUCCUCUCAGUGAAAUUAAACAAACGCUCUUCUUCUUCUUCUGUGUGUUUGUGGGAGCGUUUCCUCAAAGGGUAAAUCCGCUGACAGUAAACAAGUGAAAUCUGUUGUCAGCUUGCCUUAGUGGAGCUGCAGCCUCUGUGUUCCUGUCAGUCUCAUUAGUCAAACGAGGAACCCCGGGGUCGAUGAACACUGUCUGUUUUCUCUGUUUACAUAAACCUGAUGCAAGCUACCUUGCGUAAGAGCUUACAGAAAAUGGGAACGUUUCCUGUAGCUGCCAGCCGCUGCAUUAUUUCUGUGAGACGCUGAAUUAGAGAGCGAGGAGUCUAUAUUGAAGGUUUAUUUUUUUCACACUGAGCUGCUGUUGGAACAAGCUGUUUCUCUGUUUGUCUUGUGAUUUACUGUCAUAACACUGUGAUGAAACAGCUCUCAGUUAUAGCAACACUCACAACAGCCAGCUAUUUUAGAACUGUGAAAUGAGGUGUGUUCACAACAAACCUCUUUGUAUGCACAAGGGAACAAAUUACAAAAAACAAAAGAAAUUAUGAGCUGUGUCGAGCAGGUUCAUAUGUGCUUGUUCCUGUUUUUCUGGGAGUUUCUUGUCGGCAACAACCUGCAGCUCAAUCUUGCACUAAACCAGAACAAAAAGCAGAAAGAGUUGAUUUGUUCUGUUACGAUAUUUCACCCCGAAUAUGGAGCUUGAAGCAGAAAGCAGUAUCUGUGGUGUGCAAACCCUGCAUUCAUGUGGUUUCUGACAUGUCCUAGUUAGAAAAUGCACAUGAACCUCUGCUUGAGCCACAACAACAACCUUGAGACAAGUCAGUUCACAAGCUAAAGCAAUGUUGAAGUGUUUAUUAGCAUCAAGCCCUGAUUAAACAGCCAGAUAAGAUUAAACCUAACUUGACAAACUGCAAGUAAGUGAACACACCAAAGUUAGAGGAAAGACUUUUCAACUAAGAAACUGUGACUGUUAUUAAGAACAUGCAUGACACAUAAUGUGAUAUAAAAUAUUUGGGAGAAGUGGGACCAUCUAUACCUCACAACUAUCAAGGCCAGUUUAGAUUGGGCUCAUUUACCUCACAUAUACCUGUUGGUAGUAGCAGAUAGCACUGGCAAGAGCUGUAUGUCUGCAAAGAAACUGCAUGCUGCUAAAUGUAAAGAAAGUCUAAAUGCAGAUACACAGUUAGGACUAAUUUUGCCCACCAACAAACAAGUCUGUGUCUUAUAUACAGUUGCAACUAAGACCGUGUAUUUAAAAGGUGGAAGUGAGUUUUGAGGUGAGAUUAAAAAGAGCAUACUUAGUCUGCCUGACAUUGUACUGCAUCGUAUUGUAUUGUCUGGUGUUAUAGCCUAUCAUAUGGAAUCGUAACGUAUUGUUUCGUAUUGUAUUGUAUCGUAUCCUUUCGUAUCGUAUUAUACCGCAUCGUAUUGCAUUGUAUUGUGUCGUAUCGUAUUAUAUUAUAUUGUAUCCUAUUAUAUCGUAUCCUAUCAUAUUGUAUUGUAUUGUAUUAUCAUAUCGUGUUGUACUGUAUCGUAUCUUAUUGUAUCGUAUCGUUUUACAUCGUAUUAUAUCGUAUCAUAUUAUAUCAUGUUGUAUUGUGUCGUAUUGUAUCAUAUUGUAUUAUAUCGUAACGUGUUGUAUUAUAUCGUAUCGUAUUGUAUUGUAUCGUAUUGUAUCGUAUCGUAUUAUAUCCCUUCAUAUCGUAUUGUUUCGUAUUUUAUUGUGUCGUAUUGAAUCGUAUCAUAUUAUAUUAUAUCGUAUCGUAUUAUAUCAUAUCUUAUUGUAUUGUAUUGUAUUGUAUGGUAUUGUAUCGUAUUAUAUAUGGUUGUAUCGUAUCUCAUUAUAUUGUAUUGUAUCGUAUUAUAUAUGGUCGUAUUGUAUCUUAUUAUAUGGUAUCGUAUUAUAUUGCAUGGUAUGGUAUCGUACCAUUUAUUAAAUCUUUUUGCACCAUAUCAGAUCACACUGUACUGGAUUGGAUCAGAUUGCACCAAUUUUCUCUUUGAAUUAUCAAGUACAAACUGUCCCAUUUUGCUCAGGCAAUCUGGCUUUUUUUUAGUUAAAAUAACAAUUUAUUCAUCCCCAUCUGGAUAUUUUUCAAAGGAUUCACUGCGAAGUCUUUGAACCACCUGAAAACUGUGGAGUCAUUUUUGACAAAGAAAGAUGAGCCAACUAAAUUGUGUUCAAAGUCGACCAGGCUGUGUGUUUUCUUCACUGUUACUGGAGACCAAACGUCUGAGGAAGGGUUAACUGAAUUGUACAAUUGUAAGAAACCUUUCAGUGUUUUCAUCACUUGUCCUCCCGAUUAACCCUUAGUGUCUCCUCUGUGUUUGUCUGUAUCUCUUCUUCUUUUUCCUUAGGAAUGGGUGACCCGGCUUAUUUCUACGUGACCUGUGUGUUCCUGCUGAACGGCGUGAUGAUGAGCCUGUUCUUCAUUUACGGCGCAUACCUCAGGUAUCUCUACACCUUCUCCUGUAUCUGUCCUGCACAAUGGAAUAUUUAUGCUCUUGUCAAGUCGAGGCAGAAAAACAUCUUUUCAGUUUCUCUCCUCUCAAAUAUGGAUUUAAAACAUCAGAUUGAGGGUGUUGUUGCUCAGUCCGUCUUCAGCUGUCUUAUCUCACGUGUCUGCUUCUCUUUAUUUUCCCCGUGCAGCGGCAGCGUGAUCGGCGGCAUUGUUACUUCAACAUGUUUCUUCUUCAAUCACGGCGAGGUGAGUGCUGCCUUCCCUGUCAGUGUCAGCGGGCGAGGAGAGUGUACGUUCUGUUGCUCAGCACUAUGAUCCCAUGUGAGUCUCUCUGGGUGUAAGCUUCUGAAAUGUGUAAAACUCCAAAUAGAAAAAAAGGCUCUCAGAAAAGCAGAGGGUGGUUAAUAGGGACUCAUUUCAGCCCCUCAAAGGAGCUUAGAGCUGGUUUUGGCUGGCUUUCAAAGCUUAGCCCCUCCACCCACCUUCUUCUCUCCAGUUUCAUUCAUAAUAUAAAGGAAGUCUCUAUUUUUGAGGAUCAAUAUGGCUACAUUUCAAUCACACACACUUUCUCACACACACACAAAUAAUUCUCAAUCCUUUCAACAUGAUUUCUUAUUUCUUGGUCGUUUUCUUUCCCUUGGCUGCAGCAGUCGAUUGUCUCAGCAGAAGCGUUGUUGUUUUUUGCCUCAUGGAGGGUGGGUGGAAAGAUUCAGUCUGAGUGAUGUGAGGCAGGAUAUUGAUUUGCUGUAGAGGUGGGUGAAAGCGAGGAAUGUCAACUGGCAAGUCUGAAAACCAAACGAUGAAUCUCGCUUAUGAAGUUCUUUCUUGUCUGAGGCGAAACAUGCAAACUCCAGUCUUAGAAAAAUCUAAUUGAGGUCAAGAAACUAAACAGCGCUCACUCAGAACUGGGCACGAGUCAAAACUAGAAUAGCUACGUAAGAUGGGAUGGCGUGUUCGAGGCGACAAACACAUGAGGUGUUUUUUUUUUUUUUCACUCAAUGUGGAAUACGUUUUGUAAGGUGCUAGAAUGAGGUUCCCUUUUUACAAGCUGUUGAAAAUGUGAUAAUGACAGGGAACCAAAAACCGGGGAGGGUCCUGAUAAAGUUCUCAACGCUUUCAGUCUUUUAUUCCAAGUUUCUGACACUGUGUGAAGUCUGAUGUUAUUUUUUACCUAAUCAACGCAAAUGGUGUGAACUCGCACAACUUCAGACGACUGGUUCUGAAACAGUUAGGCCCAAAAUGCUCACUAUUUUUCUCUAACUGCUUGUUUCAAAUAGUGGAGAAUAAUUGAUGUUAUGUAAAAGAAGUUAAAACUGGGAGGAGGUGACCUGGUCUGCUCGGAGGAGACUCCUCAGUCUGUUAGUGUAUGUAGGGUGGUCUAAAUAUUACUUCCUUACAUUAGAUGGUAUUGCUCAGUUCUGAGAGUGCCAAAGCCUGCAGCUGUCUGUUUCAAGGUUCAAGGUCACAUCAUUUGUACCUGUAGGUAGAUCAAGUUUACAGUGAGUGAGUCAGCUCUGUUUACACACCAACAAACACACAGUACAGGGCGAAAACAUGACAAACAAAAGUGUUAAAGGGUAACCCUCGGUAAAACAGCUCAAUGUCAGUCGAUAAAAAUGUUUUAGUGACAUUUCAGGAGGAGAGACUUAAAGCAACAGUUUCAAUACAUCAAAUUUCAGAGAAUACACAAAGAAAAGUAGCUCAGUGCUUGUAUUUUCCAUUCCCUGUGAAGCUUUCUGAUUUUCUGAAUGCUGAUGUUUGUUUUUGUGCUUUUCUCGGAUGUAAUCAGAGCACCAGGGUGAUGUGGACCCCACCCCUGAGAGAGAGCUUUGCCUACCCCUUCUUAGUCCUGCAGAUGCUCCUCCUCACCUACAUUCUGAGGUAAACCCUGGUCCCUCGAAGUCUUCAUUUACCUCUGUGAAAAAGUUUUCAGAUUACCUUAUAAAAUGUAAAAAAAAAAAAAAAAACUGUCUCACUGGACAAGAUGGUUCUUAAGAGUGUGGAAUCUAUUGGUUUCCAUGAGUACAUAAGGCACAAAAUGUCAUUUGUGUAAUCCAGAGAGGAUCUACAAACUUCAGUUGUGUCUCCAUUGUAUCACACAUAUAAUGAUUUUUAAGAGAAAACCCACCAAGAACACAAAGAUCUACAAAUAAAUGAGCAGAUCACUUAGGAGAGAAAAGACACGUACACAGUGAACCAGACCUGUAACACUGGUGAUGGUUAGGUGUGUUUAAAUACAACACAGCUCCUCCAUCUUUUGAAGUGUAGCUGUGAGCAACUUUAAUGGAGCAGCUUGAAAUCGGAGUUGGGCACAGAGUGAAUCCUGGCAGAGGAGCCUGAAGUUACUUUGAGUGGAGAAGCAGAGGUCACAGCAGCUCACUGAAAGACGAGCAGGAAAACUCUCUGCUCCACUCCAGCUGGAUCACUUUCUUAUUCAGCACAGUGCAGUAUUGUCAGCAUUGUAGCUGACAUUAUAAGGGAGCUUUCACCACUCAAAUGGAAUUAUUACAUACCUGAAGCAUCAGGACUUAGAUGUGCAGUAAAAAUGUUACUCAGGGUGCAGGAUUGUACCGAAUGUUGAGAUUAGUUUGUUUGAAGGAAAACAAUAAUUCAAAUCCCAAUACAUUUCUUUAGACUUUGCUGUUGAGUUGGUGUAUCACUACAGUGUUAUAUAAAAAAUUAAAUACAUGUUGGAUUAAAAAAAAAUAUGACAGGCCUCCUAGAUCCUUUUAAAGGUCUUUCAAACUUUGAUUUUGGGAGUUUAAGGUCAUAAAAAGUCAAAAUUUUCCUGAGAGAAAUUUUAAAUGAGGCAUUUCUAAUGACUUCAUCAAACCUUAAUUUUUCAGAUAAUGUAACAUGGAAGUCUAGUAUUCUGUGGAUUUGGUUGUUCCCAUGACAACUUCUGCUUUAUUAUGUGCACAUUUACUGAACACUAGCAUAAGAGAGGAGUAACAGAAAUUGAGGAAGUUUGCCUUCAAAAAUGCAGGAAAUGAGCAGUUGGCAUGGACAAACAUGAGAGGCAACCAGCAUAAUAUGUAGAUUAGUAUUUGAAGUUUGGAUAUUUAUGUAUAAAUGUAUAGUGUAUGUAUAUUUAUGUAUAAAUAUGCCAAAUCUGUGAUCCUGAGGUGCUAAAAUCAUGUAAAUUCUUCUUCAUCUGGGUCUUAAAACAGCCUUUAAAAGUCUCAAACUUGGUUUAAAAAGUUAAAAGAAACCCUUCAAAUGCAGAAUGACUUAUUAUUCACAGUCCCAUUAUUAUCAAAAAUGGAAAUGGCCGUGAGGUUUUUGGCGCCCCCUGUAGACAGUAUGGUAGAUGCACAGCUCUGCCAAUCUGAAAAUGUUGCCAUGAAAACUCUGGAUCCGAUCGUGAACAAACAGUCUCUGGCUUUCUGUAGACUCUUUCCUUUAUACUCUGUGGGGGGUUAUUUGUUCUGCACUUCAGUUAAAAAGCAAAGAAAAAGACGCACAAAUAUCUCAGUGAAAAGCUGCUGCCCAUCUGGAUUAUAAGAAUAUCAACCACACAAAGUUUACUCAGUUUACUUUCCACUCCAUUUAUAAAAAAUCGUCUUGCAUAUUAAAUUGGACUCAGCCUUGUGCUGCUAAAGAGGAACCACUAACCUGUGACUUCUUCAAACAUCAGCUUUAAAUGUCGAAUGAACUGCGUGUCGUGUUUUCUGAGGCGGGCGCACUAUAUAACCAGGUCUUUGUAGAACACACAGUGUGAAAUUGAAAGUUUGUGCUCGUGUUUGUGUGUGUGUGUUUUCUCAUCCAUCUUAAUGCGUCUUCUCUUAUCUCCAUGACACCCACACACUCUCAUCUCUCCAUUUCUUUUUCUUUUUCUUCUUCUCCUCUCUCCACAGGACACGGAAGCCGAGCAGGACAGCCAUGGUCGCCCUGGGCAUCUCCAAUUUGUGCUUUAUGCUGCCUUGGCAGUUUGCCCAGUUUGUGCUGCUCACUCAGGUAAACACAGAGCGAGAGAGGCUGAGGGGAGAGAGCACAGUGGGCUGAGAGAUUAGGGAGAAAAUAGAGACUUUACUCGAAGCUGAAGUUGUCUUGGUUUUCAAAGAAAUAGAGACCCGGGAGACUGAAAGGAAAGGAAUGGAGAUAGUGUACCUACAAGAAUUUACUUUUCACAUCCGUAUUUUUAAAUCUUCUUAGAACAUGGUGGAAGUAAAUAUGAGAUUCUCACAGAGGUGUAAACAACUUAACAUCCACAAAAGGGCUGUAACAGACUUCAGAGUGAAUUAUGUUGUUUUUAUAAGGAUGAAAAAAGGCUGAAACAUUCACACCGCCUGUCAUCAGAGAGCGAAUGGCGUCAUUCUCUUACAUCACUUGUUUUGUAAAACAUGGUGACAACAUUCAGCCUGCAGGGAGGACACAUGUAGGAGAUCCUCGGUUGUGUAAUCUUCUUUUGACUCGAUCGAGAAUAAAUUAACAUUUUAGUUGGAGUUGAAGUGACAAACAUCUUUAAGCCAGCCAGAUUUUACAGACGAAGCACCUUUUUUGUUCAUCGAAGUGAUCAAACUUAAAAAGUUUCAAACUGAACAAAGUUGGAGUGAAAAUUUUGUCCCUGAUUCACAAUCAAGAAUUGUUUUGUUUUGAUUUUCUUUGUUUUUCUAUUUAGUUAUUCGGCUAAAAAACAUGUCAAAAUCAUUUUUUUUCAAUUUGAGACUGAGGACUAAUAAUCAAAUCUCAUAUUUUGUCACUUCAAACUUAAUUUGAAUUGAUUUUCUUCUCUUCUCUCUCAAAAGAGAACGACUCAAAAACGUCUAAUCGUCAUCCAUAAAGCGCUCUAUCAAACUCAUGUAAGGCUGCAAGUCUGUUGAACUGGAAGAAAACAACAUCCCCUCAAGCUCUGCAGCAAUCUGUUCACAUGUACUGCAGUGAGGAUGAGGCAGAGAAGCAUCAGCAGACCACUUUCAUAAACCUGGGGUUCAUAGUUUUAAGCAUGAGGAUGAAUUCAGGCUUUUCCAGUGUGGAAAUGGUUCGCAUAUCUCUGGUGAUAAGUCGUUUUCCACAGCGUCCCUUUUUUUGUCACACUGGAUAAAAAGUGUAGGUGUAAAAAUGAUGCUGCUAAUGUUUUCUCUGUUUUUCAGCUAAUGUUUGAAGGCUGUAGUUUUAUUGUGAGGUGUAUUUUUUGGUUGAAAGCUUUUGAACAAACUUUUGCAGAGGACAGUGUUUUGUUUGAGCUCUGACGCCACAAAACCAAAACAGAUCACAAGACUGACGAGACUUUCAGGAACAAACCCUCAAUUCAUUUAUGAAUUAUUUGAUUACUUCUAGUGUGACUAUGUGUUUGCUGUAGAUCCAGAUUAACAAGAUAGUGUUCGAUUCUUCACAGCCAGAAUCAGAAUCGCCUUUAUUGUCAUUGUAAAAACAUCACAACGAGAUUUGGGUGCAUCUCCAAAUGGCUUUCAAGUUAGAUAAAAGCAAAAUAAAUAAUAAAUAAAUAUAUGUACAACUGAGUAAAAAGACCUGUGUAAAAUGUAGUAAAUAUAUAUAAAAAAAGAGGGUAGGAAUGUAAAACCAACACAUGCACUACAUGCACAUAAGGAAAUAUUCAGGUUGAAGGCUUUGACGAGAUGCUAAGAAAGAGGAAAAAGAUGGUAAAAGCAGGAAUCAGUUUGACGACAGAGCUGUGGUUUAAAUCACGACCUCAGAGCAAACACGUAGCCUCUGCCAGCAUCUGUAUUCAGCAACAGAUGAGCCCGCUCUGCUUCCAGCCCCCUCAGGGCACUGCAGCUUUCUGUGCACAAUUUGGUUUUAUUUAACAAGGAUUAUUUCUUUGUUGUAUGUUUUUUGGACCGAUAAUUGAACUGGUUCGUCUCAAUCAAUGUAGGCGUGACGCAUCCAGAGGCCAAAUACUGCAUGUCCACCCACACUGCUCACUCCUCACUCUGGACACACUUAGUGAAAGCACUAGAGCUUAAAAACAUUCUACAUUCACACAUUAUUUUAACGUCCUGUGUGCUCUUAUUAUAACAAACACAGAGAUCUGCUUUGUAAGGUUUUUGUUUAGUGUGGAUGUUGAAUCUGACAGCAGAUAUCGAAGCUUUACCAUCUUGUUUUUAUCUCCUCUUCUUUUCUAGGUGGCGUCUCUGUUUGCUUCUUACAUCCUGGGUUACCUCAACGCUGCUAAGAUGCAAUCCAUCCUGGUCACUCACAUGGUAAAUGACUUAUUCAAACCCCUCCAUCAUCAUCCACCACAGAGUUAUGUUUAAUUAUGAAGCUGGUUCAUAAUCAGCAGGAUAAAAUUUCACCACUGCAGCCGAGAUGUGAAACCUUACUGUGCGGGUGUGACCAAAAAGCUCAGAAUGAGGAGAGAAAAAUCACCUGAAAAGGAAGAGAAACCUGUGAACCUGAGCGGAGCGUAGAGGUUUAAGGUGUUGGCACAUUAGCUUUCAGCGUGUGUUAGUGUCUGCUCUUCCUCAGCAUAAGUGAAAGUGUUUCCUGCAGCUGUCCUCUGAGCUGUAAUGUGCUCCGCCUCGCUUCUCUUAUCUCGCCUCGCUCCUCGGCUGGAAGACUUUCCUGAGCCGGGCGAGGACAACACUAGCGGAGACUUUCAGGGGUGACUUUUAUUUCUUUAGCGUUAGCAUCUCUGCCGCCUGAGCGCAAGGACGAAGGAGGAGGAUAUAUGAGCAACUUGUCCUGUUCUGCCAAGAAAAAAAAACAUAUAUCAAAGUCCGUUUGAGUGUGUAUAAAGAUGUUAGUGUUUGGAUUUGUGUGAGUGUGUAUGUGUGUGUGUGUUACUGGCCAGUUAUCCCUCUGCUCCACAUUCUUUCUUUCCCAUAAUCCCCUCAGUAUGCUGGGCUGUUAACUUGGGACUGUGUGCUCUGUAGAUAAGCAGAAGACCCUUUGUGGUGAGAUGGUGGAGAUUUGUGUCAGCAGAAGGCAUAUAGCUCUGCAUAAUUUAAAGAGCCCUGCAACCAUGGCUUUAGCUUUUCUUUUCUGUGUAUGUCUGUUCAAGAAAAAAGCUCCAGACACAAAACUCUGCUUGUGUCCUCUCUGACCUACAGACUGCUUCAUGAGUCUUGGAUGGGUCACCUUUUAUCUGGCAUACAAAUGUAAAGGGUUUUAUCUCAGGAGGUUUUCAUGGACAGUUUAACUGCCAGGCGUUUAUUUAAGAUAAGGGCCUGUGUCCACUAUAGACUACUGCGUCUACUUCAAUGCAAAGUUAGCAAAGUUCAAUGUGUGUAGCGCUCAGCAUCUUGAUUUUGUCACAGCGUUCACAGGAGUCUUGGUUAAGAAUGGUUGUCACACUGUUCCUCUAGUCUGUGUUAUUCCUCCAUCAUUGACCAAUCAGAAGUGAAAAGGGGCGGGGUAUGAAAUCAAAAGGAAGCCAGAAGGCAUUGUAAACAUACGUGAAGUACUCAUCUAAUCACGCCCCAUUUACCUGCUAAUCAUCUAACCACGCCCCCAUAGACACACCAAUCAUCUAACCCUGCCCCAUAUAACUGCCAAUUAUCUAACCCCGCCUCCAUAUUCAUACCAAUCAUCGAACCCCGCCUACAAAGACAAGCCAAUCAUCUAACCCUUAACCAGUUACCUGCCAAUCAUCUAAUCCCGCCCCCAUAGGCAAACCACUCAUCUAACCCCGCCUCUAUAAUCAUACCAAUCAUCUAACCCCGCCUACAUAGAAAUGCCAUCAUCUAACCCUUAACCAAUUCCCUUCUAAUCAUGUAAUCAUCAUCAUCAUCAAUCAUCUCACUCUGACUCUUAUACCUGCCAAUCAUCUAACCCCACCCCCAUAACCAUACCUAUCAUCUUACCCCGCCUACAUAGGCAUGUCAGUCAUCUCAUCUGGCCCUAAUAGACACACAAAUCAUCUAACCCCGCCCCCAUGUCAAAGAGAAGCAUGUGAGUUUUGUAAAAGCAGAGAAAUAUUUUUAAGGCCAAAAAGUUGAAAAAAUACCAAAUAAUUUAAUAAUUGUGUGAUCAUUCAUGUAUUAUUACGUUUACAACUUUUUUUGCAGCUCUUGACUUGCUUUUGCAAUGCUCUCCGUCCUCUCUUUGACUCCAUAGGGUGGGAUUUUUGAUAUCAACUCUGUCAACAUCAGUAACAGGGACAAAAGUCUGUUUGUAAUCCAUAGUCUUGAUAUUAAGGGUGGUCUAUAUUAGAAUUAGGUUAACUUCAUAUCUAGAUCAAUACAGUAGUAGUUUGCUAAAGCUGCGUAUCUUAAUUGUUUGUUUUCUGUAAAUACAUUUUGUGGACUCUUAUUAGUUUUGAGGUUUUGUUGCUGUUCGAACACACCUCUGCCCUUUGCUCAUGAAUUUCAAAUGUGGAUAUUUUCUGUUUAAAGAGAAAAUUUCUAUUUUUACAAAUUAUUUUAAGCCACUCUUUUAUCUUUAAAAAGCAGAACUGGCAGCUGCUGAAAUACCUUAAAGGUUACAACGCCUCUGGUCGUGGAUCUCUGCCAUGCUGUCUACAUAAUGCAGAGUGGUGCAUUAUUUCACUCUUCACAGUGGGAUUAAGCAUCAGGAAUUCAUGAAUAGGAUUAUAUUUUGCUUGUGGCUGUGUAUUCAGAGUUUAUUGCAUUAGUUUAAAUCUCUGGAGUGUUUUCUGAAAGUCUUAUUACUGAAACUUAAUGCAGUCUAUUCAAGGCCUGGACCACCCUCCUGCUACAGAGACAGAGGUUUUUUUUUUUUUUUAAUUUUCAGGCGAGAGUGAAAAUUGAGAGUUUUUAUGAGAGCUACAGAAGCUGGCUGCGUCUCUGAUCGCUCUGCCAAGUUUGAGCCUUGGCAUCGUUUCUUAUUACACAACAGAUUUUAGCACAUCAAGCGGUCUGGAAACAGCAGCUUGGACCGUCCACACACAGCCAUGGCAACGCCACAAGACUGUGACAAACCAAAACUCCUCUCCAUGUUUGUGUCACCCCGCAGAUCACGCUCGGCGUCUGCUUUGUCCUGAUGUUUGGCAACUCCAUGCUGCUCACAUCAUUCUACGCCUCCUCGCUCGUCUCCAUUUGGGUGAGUCAGACCUCAGAGUCAUGUUUAUUGUGUUGCACAGAUGUGAAUAUGCUCAGAUUUAUUUUGACAGGCGUGAGAUUUAGAUUUUAUGAAUAUGUCCCAGAUAUAUAAAUAUAACAGAACGUAUAUUUUUGAAUUCCACGACUUCAGAAAAAUGUGGAUAAUCCAGUUAUUUAUUGGUGUUAAAUUCCUUUGUUAUGAUUUCUUCCAGGCUAUCAUCGCACUGAGGGAUCAGUUCUUACGAGUCUUCAAACCUGGCAUCAUUUUAUGGGUCUGUAUAACAUGUCUGUAUUUUGUAAUGUAAAUUAAAUUUUUUUAUAGAAAAAAAAGAGAAAUGUAUGCAUAUCUAAUAUUUACAAAAGAGGAUUGGGGCCACAAGAAGAGAAAAAAAUAAUUACAGCAGUGAGAUUAUUUACAUUUCAAUUUCGAGAUUAAAGUCGAAAUUCCGAGAUAAAAUUUUAAAAAGUCAAAAUUUCAACUAUUCAUGUCGACUUUAAUCUCAAAAUUAUUAUUUUUUUUAUAAUCGCAAAUUUUUAACAUUUUCUACAUUUUGUAAUCUCGACUUUAAUAUCGAAAUUUCAACUUUGAUCUCAAAAUUUUUUUUUUUUUAAUGUCGAAAUUAUUUUCAACGUUUUGUAAUCUUGAAAUUUCAAUUUUUAAACAAAAAUUUUGAUUUUAUUGACAUAUUUCGAUUGUUGUAAUCUCAAAAUUUUGAUAUUAAUCUCCUUCCUGUAACAACUUUUUUCUCUUCAUGUGGCCCUUAUCCUCUUUCGUAAAUCUUUGGUCUGUAAAAUAGUAGCAGGGUGUCAGUGAUGAGUCAGAACAAAGUGAUGGAGUGAACAGCUGCAGACAUUAAAAGUGGUAUAAAAAGUAUUUAAAUCCGUUAAGAGCUAAUUACUCACACGCAAAAUAUGAACAUCAUGUUUAUACAACCGACAAAACUCAAAAUGAAAGAGGUGAAGGAAAUGAACCCAGCCUGGAGUGUAACCUUACACUUCCUGUGUGUGUGUGUUUAUGUGAGUAUUUUCCAGCCUGUCAGUGUGUAUCUCUUCUCCUCCCUCAGGUCAUGCAGGGUUUGGCUUGGUUCGGCUCCACAGUUCUGCUCAAAUUCAUGCUGUCCACCGUCCUCCGAGCCUCAGAUGAUGUAAGCUCCUCUAACUGUCCUCUGUCUAAUCCACAUGUUUGAAAAAGCUGCUGAUAAUAAGUUUGAAGCAUUUUAACUUAACAUUAUAAUUCUUGGUGAGAUGCUUACUCUGUUUUUGUAAUCAAGGGAAAAAAAUCAAGAGUCCACACUUUGAAAACUGGAGUUUUCCUCUGCCAUUUUCAAACACAGAAACAGUUAAAAAAUACUCAUGUAUGCAUGCUGGACCACUAGGUGUUGAUAUAGUAUAAUUAUCUAUAAUUUCAAACACUAUAGAAGAACAUUGGGUGCAUGCAUAAUGAGCAAACAGCAACCUCCAAAGGCUGCUGAAGCCAAUGUGAAAGUGCUAAAAACUUGAGUGUCGACUUGAGACCGGCUGCAGAAACACUUAAAAUCUCGACAGACAAAGUAAAAAAACUCCUAUUUUACAGCAAAAAAUAAACACGUCUUCAGCCUGGUUCAAAAAACAGUUUCCUGGAUAGCUUAAGGCUCCCACUGUACGCACUGUAUAGAGAGUGAAUAUUUUUGUAACUCAUCAGUUUUUAUGUUAUUUAGGAUAAAAGAUCAGAAACUCAGAGGUGUUGCUGACUUGACUGACAGACGGGUUCAGUGUAGCUAUUUGCAAAGAGGCUAAAGGCCGGUCUCUGGUAGGUUAAUUGAAAGUCACUCAAAGUUAGGUGAACACACAGAAACAGAGUGGUUAAAAAUCUCCACUUUGGGAGAAUUUCCAAUUUCAGCGAUCUCCAUUUGCAUGUGGACAAAAAGAUGAGACACCAAUCAGAAUCUGCAGGUCAGCAAGUGAAAAUUUGGAAUCAGCCAAAGAAGCUUCUAUCAGUGCAGCUCGAGUUCAUUUUUGUCAUUUGUUUCAGCAUUUAGUCUACAGCUACAGCUACAGUUAUUAUCAGACAAUGCCCAAAGUGAUACCGACUGACUCAACACCAGCAUCACAAGAAAUGUCAAACUGAUUAAUGACGAACAUUUAGAGACCUACUCAAGCAUUUCAGAGUUUUAAACCCUGAAGGAAUGAACCACAAAACAACUGUCUGAGUCGUUUUUUGUCACUUGUCUUUUUCAGGCUCAUAUCAGCGGUUUGAUCAAGUCCAAAUUCACGAGCUACAAGGACUUCCACACUCUGAUGUACACGUGUGCCGCUGAGUUUGACUUCAUCGAGUUAGAGGUGAGGAGACAAACAUCUGGCCCCCUUAAAUCAGAGCUGACAUUAAUUUGUCCCCUUUGACUCUCGGUGCUGAACGGUCUCUGAUGAAUAACGCCGGUCUCAGGUGGUUUAGUAUGAAUCUGUCACUUCCCCUCUCCUGUGAAGACGUCUGCUGGAGUUUUUGUAUCGAGUGUCGGAUAUUUUUCUCACAGCAGGUCUCGGUGCUGUCAGGAGCCGGAUCUGCGCUCCGUGUUUGACAGGAAACAGAAAUCUGAUAGCAGAUCGCAGCAGCUAGUUUUGAGCUUGUUUCACAUGCAGGGAAUGUGUAAACAGGCUGUUGGAGUGGAGGGGGAAGAUUAUUAGACAGCUCCAUCUCAUGUCUGCAUCUCUCUGUAUUCUCCUCAGACUCCUGUACGCUACCUCAAAACACUUCUGCUGCCCGUCAACAUGCUGGUGGUUGCUCUGAUUGCUUGGAGGGUGAGUUUUCUGAACUGUACCUCAGAAUGGACCAAGUCUCUGGUUUGUUUAACUCUGGUAAUGUGUUUAUCCUUGCUGAGCCGGCCAAUUUAAAGGGAUAUUCUGGUGUAACUUUAUGUUAUGGAUUUAAGUUAUGGUCAAACACAAUUUUAGACACCGCCUCGAGAGAUGAAUGUUCCCGACUGCUUACUUCUCUGGUUAUACUGUUGUGGAAAAUCCAGAAUAAACUUAGUGAAACAAUGCACAGGAGACAGGAUGAGAUCUGAAGAACAGCAUGGGCGUCUUUUAUUGUACAGACGUAGAAAUCGGUACAGAUGACAAACAGAGUCUUGACCAAACCCGAGGAAAGCCUCUUCAACUUUUUCUUCUACUCACUUUUAUGCUGUUAGGUGUGUGCGCGUGUGCAUGAGUAUUCCGUCAUCAUGGUUAUGUCAUAUCAGUUCUCCAGAAGGCGACCCAUAAUGUUAUGUCUGACCCUCAACACUUUGUUUAGACUAGACUUGACUCUCACAGAGAUUAAAUGUUCCGACAGACCGAUAGUUUUGGUCCCUGCAAGACAGCCUUGCUUACAAGGCUGCAUGAGCAGGCCAACCUAGAUUAUUUGUAACUCCUUACAAAAAGAUAGUAAUAGGAUAGCGAUACAGAGCGAUCUACGUCUCAACACUUAAACCUCAACCAAAACGCCACUCUAUAGCCACAAAUAAUGCUCAGAACAGCACCUCAGGGGUUUUAAAUACGGUAACUUUGCCAGCAUUUUUUUCAGAUGCUAAAAGAUUGUGAGAAGUUGAGUUAAUUUUUUUUCAUAUAUAAGCCAAAAUCCUAACCUUCAUUUUAUCACAGGAGGCUUUAUCAUCUAUGCAGUUUGCUUCACUGCCUGUCCAUAAACUGUAGAUCUGGUUCAGAAAAAGUCUCACCAACUUUGGGAAACAAUAUUUAGGACAAGGAAAAAAACGAGUCUGAAUAUAAGCACUAAGAAUAAACAGGAGAAAGUAUGUUGCUCUUGACUUACUGGGCUUGUUUUUCUGUUUUUUUCAGUCAUGAUCUUUGUCACACACUGUUCUUGUCCCUGUGCAGCACCUCACACAGUUAUAAAACAAACAAACAUGUAAAUAAAGGAGUUAAACUCAGGAAGAGCAGAACUGGGAUGUAUCUCACUCCAGGGUUGCACAGACUUAUAAAAAAUGCUUUACAGACUCUUCAGAGAAGACUGAAAAAGAAACACAGAGAUCACAAUAAUAAAUCUGAUUCAUGCUCGUUUUCUCCUUUCAUAUCUGUGGAAACUCAGGAGACUGACAUGAAGUCUGUAGUGACAGACAGUGCGCAGCUGUGGGUGUUAAAAAGUGUCAAAGCUGCAGUUUGGAGGCAGCAGGCAUCAAAGAGGAGGUUCAGAUCAGUUUGGAGCCCUGAGAUGCUGCCAAAUGUGAAUCUGUCUUCUCUGAUAUUUUCCUCCUUCAUCAAAUUCAGUUUUACUAUUUCAGUUCCAGAAAAAUCGCUCUCGCCUUGUUUGCUCAGCGGGAGAAGCACGGUUGGCAUUUACACGUGUAAACUUCAGCUCUACGAUAAAAAGGACGAGGAGAUUUAUCCCUGAAACAUGAAAUAUUUAAGGGCUGAAACCUCAGACAGAAAUAACCAUUAAAGAGCGUCUCUCUCUCUCUCUGCGGUCUAAUCUCAUUAUGACCUGCCCACACUGAGCUAAGAAUACACAAGUCGAUUUGACAAAGAAUGAUACUCGCUACCAGCUGAGGAAGCUGUUCGGAGGAAACUCCUUUACAUUUUAUUCUAAUGAUCUGUCCUUUUCAGACCCUCCAGGAUAUCGUCCGGUUCCUGAGGGAAGGUGGGAAAUCAUCCACCAGGGCUGAUGAUGUGGAUGAAGCUGCAGGGUGAGUAUUAUGAAGACUUUGGCUGAUUUCACUCGAUUUACAAUGAAUGAAUGAAUAUUUUAUUUCAAUAUCAGGACAUAAAAAUAACUCAGAGAAUGAUUGAGACACGCUUCAUUUAUCAGCAUGUACAUACAAAUAUAAAGAGAAAACAGUUUCAGAGUUAGUGACACAGACAGAGAGAGAAUGGAUAGGAAGGGAAAGGUGCUCAGUGUGCUCAGUACCCCUGGCACUCAUACCAUCAUUAAUAUUGUCUUCUUAUUAACAUUUAAAAAACAUAAAAACUAGAUCUACACCCAGUUUUAGAUGCUGUCAAAAAAAUCUAAUAUGUAUUUUUAAGGUCUCUCUUGAAAAUGAGUCCCCGCAUCUCAGUAAGAUAACCUGUAUGAAUAAAGGUUUAAUAAUAAUAAUAAUAAAAAAAAUGUCAAUUCAGCCUGCCAGUGUGGCUAACAUUAGCAGAGCUAGUACCAUCAGUCUCUGUUCCUCUGUGCAGGUUAACAUCAAUAUAACUGUGCUGUUUAUAUAACCACUGGCUAGGACUGGGCGAUAUGGCCUCAAAUGAAUAUCAUGAUACAUUGAGCAGUUCAUCUCAAUAACGAUAAAUAAACGAUAACUACACCUCAAGCUGCUCACUCCCUCCCACAUAAACUUCAUCUACUUCAGCCGCUACAACUUUUGAACCGUCCUCCAUCUCCUCACCUGUCUUUCCCUCUUGACUUGAUGGGGUGGAGUCACGUCUAUGAUGUAGGACAGCGUCUUAAAGGGACAUGAGACCAUAGCCGACCUACACACAUCCAAAAACAACUUUUAAUUAUUUCGUUUUUUGACACCCAAUAUAUUGACGUGGGCAAAAUAAGGUCAGUUAUUGUCGUAAAUUUCGGUAUCUGUAAAUUUUCUGUUUAUCGCCCAGCCCUACCAGGAGCCCAGACUGAAAAGGACACAGAUUGUUGAGAUUUCUUGCUACAGGACAAAACAAGCAACGAGAUGAGGGUAUCAAAAUCCAAACCAGCUGACAGCUCUUCAGAGGAGCUUUAAUAUUUAUCCCUUCUGAAACUGAGGGUGGACAAAUGCUCUAAUAACAGCUUUGAGUGUCCAAAUGCUGAGACACUUAAAAGUCGAGACAGCUUCUCAGAUUUAUUUAUGGUCACUAUUAAAAGCUUUUAGGCAUAUUACAUCCAGCUGCUCAGAUACUUGAGGUAACCAAAAUCUGAUUCCUUUUUUCUCUGCUCUUUUUGGUAAGUUUGCACUGAGCUUUAUUUGGUUCACAUAGUUUUUUUCUGUUUUUGUUGUUUUUCUUGCAGGUCUGAAAUAACUGGAAAAGGAGAGGUAAGAGGACCUUUCUGAUUUUCUUUAAUUCAUUUUGAAAUCAAUUCCUCGGCUCUUACAGUUUUCUUCCCUUUUCAUUUGAUAAGAUAUCUUCCAGUGGAGUCAUGUCUGCUCACGUCUCUCUGUGCUUUCACCCUCUCUUCUCAUUAGUAAGAAAUAAAAGACAGCUUCUCCCCGUCUGAAAUCCCUCUCUGCUGCUCUUUUCUCCCAGCCGUCUCUCAUCCUCCUCUGUUAUAUUUUACCCAAGGAGAGAAAGCCUUUAAACGACCGUCCACCGGCUGAAGUGUCCUGAGUCUCACUGAUAAUUGCCGUAAUGUUUCUGGACGGCUCAACGAGUGAAACUGCGGGGACCCAAGGGUGUUCUCGGUCCUCACGAGGAAAGCGGCGUUAAAAAAAGAUCAAAGCAUCCGGCAAAUGUCAUUAUCCAGUCGGAGCUUUCCUUCCCGCUUUAGAUCGGUUUCACUUAAAGAGGAGCCACCUCGAAAGAGAUAGAAGCCUCACUGAAAGUUCAGCCGCAACUUCUGGUUUCAUUAACACCUAGUGAGCUCUUUGAAAAUAAUGAAGUCGAACGGUUUGGGGCACAAAAUUAAUUACAACACAAUCCUUUCAGGCUGAUGCUAACCUACUUUGCAGAAUUAAUAUGCAUCCACUCUUGGUGCUUUCACUGCCUUAAAGGAGCGAAACUCUCAUGUUGUUGUCAGGCUGUCACAUUUAACCUCCGUGCGUCUAUUACAUUAAAGCUCACUGAUCUGCUGGUUAUCUCGCAUUUUUGGAAAAAGAUAGAGCAGCGAAAACUGACACGAAGAGGUCAUUUUGGAAAGGUCAUUUUGUGUUUUUAAAAGGCCCACAAAUUUCUGUCUAAUUUCUGGUUAGCUGGUGGGAUUAUUUCACACCUUGUUACAGUCCUCUACUAAUAUCAUGUCAUGUAUGAUGUAUAAAGUACACGAAAAGCACGAUGAAACCUGAACUGCUGCUGAAAAAGUCCAAACUUAAAGGUAGGGUUGGUAAUCACGGCAAACUAGUACGAAUUUGAAUGUAGCAUCUCCUCAGGACUUCGUCUAGUCCCUCCCCCUCCCCUUGGAGCUCCUCCAAAAAAACAACCCCACUCACAUGCACGAGCGCUGCUGUCUGCCGAUUCAAAACCACAGACUCAAAAGUUUGGGACUUCAGAUUGGGAAGUCUUUGCACGUUAGCAUCUGAGUUAAACUCGUUUGACUCAAGCCAUAAGAAGAGUCUCCAGCUUGUUUCAUUGACGCUCCUCCUUCAGUCAGACUUGAUCAGUCUGAGUGUGAACUUGUCAUCCUGUAGAUGGUGUACCACAGUCUGCAGCUGGUGGCCUUCGCUGUCCUGGCCAUCCUCAUCAUGAGACUCAAGCUUUUCCUCACGCCCCACAUGUGCAUCAUGGCCUCACUCAUCUGCUCCAGACAGGUCUGUCUCUCCUCUGCAGUAUCAGCUCUGCUCUCAGGAACACCAAUAUGAUUUACAGCUGAAAUACACUCAUCUGUUUCCUCUGUCUCUCAGUAAUCCUUCCUCUCUUCUCUCGCUUGUUUCGUCAGUUGUUCGGCUGGAUCGGGGAGAAGUUUAAACACCAGGCUGCAGUAUUUGUAGUCCUGGCCAUCAUGGCGGUCCAGGGAGUGGCCAACCUGCAGGCGCAGUGGGCCAUCAUCGGGGAGUUCAGCAACCUGCCGCAGGAGGAGCUGUUGGACUGGAUCCAGGAAAACACCCCUCCUGGUGAGUAAAGUGCAGACAGGCCGAAACCGUUUCAUACUAACUUUUGAAGUCAUGUGACCCUUCACCUAAGUUUUUGUUUUAUCCAGAUUCUGUCUUUGCUGGCGCCAUGCCCACCAUGGCCAGCGUGAAGCUGUCGACGGCUCGGCCAAUCGUCAACCACCCUCACUAUGAAGACUCUGGUCUGAGGUCAGUGGUUUCAAGUAUUUUUCCAGCAGCAGUUUUUGUAUUUUGUUCACAGGCAGUAAAAGCAGUUGUGUAACUCACUGAGAUUCUCUUGGCGGUAAUGAGUCUUUGGCUUCACAGUCCAAGUUGAGACAGAUUAACAACAAAGUUUGUGACAAUGAAAUUUUACAACCACUCAGAGUUUAUUCAGUGUGAUUCCUUUUAGCUCGGAUUUAGACGGUCGGUACAAAAUGAUUAAUUCAUCUUUCAUUUAAGCCAAAGAACUCGACUCGAUAUUCAGAUGGAUCGACACUGUUGUUGCAUUUAUGGUUUUCUUACAAAAGGGUUUUUACUGCUUCAGUCACAUAACAGCCUCGUUAUCAAAAACCAACAAACUAAAGGAACUGUUACCAAUUAAAGUUGGUGGAUGGUCUAUUUUUGGUAAACUCCAAACUUUUUAUUUGUCGCCCAAACUUAAUCAACUCUGUGAUGCUCAUCUUGAGAUCUGAAAACGUAUUCUAAACCACGUGGUUCACUAGAACAGCUUUGUGGGCUGUUUUUAAACCUUUAUCUCAGGGGUUUUCACAUAUUUUUAUUUUAUUAUUCGACAAAGAAGUCCUCGUCAUGAUUGUCUCGGUGUCUUGUCCACAUCAUUGGUUGCCUCGGUGUCUUGUCCACAUCAUUGGUUGCCUCGGUGUCUUGUCCACAUCAUUGGUUGUCUCGGUGUCUUGUCCACAUCAUUGGUUGCCUCGGUGUCUUGCAGGGAAAGAACAAAGUUGGUGUACUCCAUGUACAGCCGCAUGUCUGGAGAAACAGUAAAGAGGAAUCUGAUGAAGCUGGGGGUGGACUUCUUCAUCCUGGAGGAUUCUUGGUGCACCAGGAGAACCAGGUACCCACUGUGACAGUUACUCACUCCUUUACAUUUUUGUUGUGGUUGUUUUGCUGGUUAUUUUGUGUAAGAAUCUGUGUUUUUAUGAUUUUAGUUAAUUCCUUUCCUUGUCCUCACCCAGGCCCGGUUGCAGCAUGCCAGAGAUCUGGGAUAUUGAGGAUCCCCAAAAUGCCGGUAAAGUCCCCCUCUGCACACACAUGUCCAGGAACUCGAGACCCCAUUUCACCACGGUCUUCUCAAAUGACAUUUACAAAGUCCUCAAAGUCCCGAAAGCGUCCAAAGAUCUCAGAUAACAUCACAGGACGGACCUUUUCAUCACCAAACUCUUUGAUGAACUCUCAUCUUUCUCUACUUCUUUGGGUUUUUUUUGUUUUUGACUUUGACUACCAUUGCUGCUUUCUACUCUGAGAUGAGCCCAUUGUUCAACUAUUUUUGGAUUUCUUACAUCCUGAGCAUUAGACUGAUAAUUGAUCCGGUAAAACAGUUUUCCACGGGACUCUCCACUUUCGGUUCUCUCAAGGAUAUCGCUCUCCUCCGCCGUUUGCCGUUCGUCUUUGUUGCUGUCCUCGUCAUCCAGUGAGGUUUGUAUUACGCUCAAGUUGACGUCCACGUGAAACCAAAUGUUGUCAAAGGUCGUCUCUCACUUUGUCGCUUUAUUUCUGUUACACUCAGUCCUCACUUUCACUGUUGUUUUUUACUGUACAUAAUUUUCUUUGACUUUUGCUAAAGAAGUCCGUUUUGUCCAAUCGAUGAUGUCCACAUACUGUGAAGCUAUGCCCUUUGACAGAAACAGCUGACUUCUUCUUUUGUUAUGCACAGUGUUAAUCUCUAAAAAAAAGAGUUUUUAGUAAUACACUAUUUUUAUAAUUUAUUUGUGUGAGUAUUUUUAUGCAAACUUCAAGGUGUUAGGAUGUUUUCUCCCUAGAAGCGAACAGUGUUUUUAAAGGUUUGGUAUUACAGGUAAAGUUCUGCUCUUGUGUUUAAAAGCUUUUUAAAAAUCUUUUUAAUACAUAUCAUUCAGCCUUGACGUUAAAAUAGAUCUACUAAAAAGCUUCUCACAAAUCAGAGGAGUUUCAGUGUUUAAGAUUUAGCAGAUCUACAGAAAGAGGAAUAAAGAACUCAUAGGUCAGAUGGGUAAUUACAUAAAUUCUUGUCAUUUGUGGCCAUAAAAGAGCUUCAUCUGUCUGUAAAGGCAGCAGGUCCUUUACCAACAACAUUCACAUGGAGGCCAUUUUCUUCAGACAUCAUCCUAAAGGCUUGAAGCCCCAUCAGUGUUUCAGUGACAAACUGCUGCAAACUGUCAGAUUGAUCAACAAAUAACAAGUCGGCAUUAAUCGGAAAUCCACCGGGAAAAAAUGCAACAUCUGAAAUUUGAACAACAUUUGGCUGCUGACUUACCCCCAAUUUCCACUGCAUCUGGAACGGCUAUGAAAAGGCGGUAUCUGUAGCUGAGCGUAACCGUUCAAGUUAAUGUGUCAAUUUCCACUGGUUUCUUUCCGUUCUGCUGCGGAUCGCUGGACUCUGCAGCUGAUCGCAAGAUCAAGUUCUAUUUUUUCCGGAUGCUGGAGCAUGUCGGAUAAAUUCAGCACAGAUUAACCCAUGCUGGAAAGGAAAUCAGGCACAGACACAAAAUAAAACAUCCGGCUUCUUUUCAAAAUAAAACACUCUGUGUUUCAGGCGGAUCGUAUUUCACACCAUACAAAUGGACGGAGAUGAACAAGUCAAAGGUUUAUAGACAGCAUUUCAUCCCGAUGACACCAUGGAGGAGAGGAUGCUGAUUUUAGAAGUCUAGAAGUAGAUUUCCUCCUCUGAAAGGACACAAUCUACUUCUUAUGUGGUUAGCCUUGUGGCUUAAGACAACUUGUUAUCACGCGAUUGCAGGUGAACCCGCGGGUUCUUGUGAGUUCUCACGAUUCCUGCUGUCCGUAAUCUCUAAAAGAUCUGGUAGGAACUGGCAUACGGCGAGGAUCGCUGCCGUUCUGGAUGCGGUGGAAAUCCUGGGUUACGGUGGUCAAAAGGCUACCAUAGAUGUUUUAACAUUAAGGACUCAUAUGGAUAAAAACAUGUUAUUCUUUGCCUAAAAACACUAAUAUCAUCAUCUAGCCCAGCAACCCCGAGAAUGUGAAAAGAGAAAAAAGACCUACAAGGUGGUUCGAAGUGGCUCCUGUGAUGAUGUAAUAACGGGAAUGACGUGUGCAAGACCACUUCCACUCCCACCGCUUGAGCGAUUUCAUCCCGUUCUACGCUGCUGUGAUUUUGAAACAUCACAAAGACGCUAACUGAAGGACAUGUUGUAAACAGAUAAUAAUCCCAUUUUGUUUGCUAAAACUAACAACAGUGUGUGUUGUCUAUCCCAGAUUUGGUGCUAAUAUGCCAGUUUGUGUCAAUCAGUCCACCUCAGGCUUCCUAAAGGAUGACUGUCGAGCACAUAAAGUCACAUACCAGAGACAGGAAAGCGAGAAUAACACGUAUAUUCAAACUCACCACCCACGGACAUGCAUCUGUAACACUAAAUCACAUGAGCGGUGUACUGGCCGGAGUUCUUCUGGAGCUCUCGCUGUCGUUGUGUUGGUGUUUUUCCACCUCUGCAUCCAGUCAUCAUAGUUCCCCGUUAUCAUAGCAUCCCCUCCCACUCAGAUCACUGCACGGAUGAUGAUGAGGUUGGAAACUGAGAGGCUGCAGAUCCUCCACAAACCCUGAUUUCAUAAUCUUGUGAGGCAGAUAUGUUUCAAACAGUUAAAAGUAACUCUAUAUGGGACCAAUAAAAUACAAACCCAUUUUCUUUGUAUUUGCUGUGGAAAAAAGGGGCAUUUUCACGGAUUAAAAUUAAACACAGCAUAUCAGAGUCCCACACUGAGCGUGAAAUGGGAGUAAAAUGGCCACUUUGUUGAAUAUUGGGGGUAUUUGGUCAAAAAUGAGCCGAAAAAGGAUUAACCAAACUCUUGCUUUGGUGCAGACCUCGAUGACCUAUUUUCAGUGGAUCGGUUUAAAUGAGAACAUCAUUUUGUUGAAAUCUACAACCUUAUUGUCAGGAACCACUUAAUUACACAGACUGCUCCUUUAAUUUUAGCUAUAAACUGGUCAGAAUGGGAGUUUUAAUAGCAGAACAGCUGGUGGCUGAUCCUCAGCUGUGCCGUGUGAUCACAUUUUCUCAAACAGUAGUUUUGUAAAUGAUUAAUGUCCCGCCUUUAAAGUGUUCUUUAGAUAUUGUUUAUUGCCAAAGUUAGUCUUGUAAAUAAAGCUUCGUAUUUGGGGUACUGUAGCACAUGAAAGAUGUACAGUGUGUGUAGUGAUUGAGAGCUGUCAGUAUUAGGGGGGUGAAACUGAAACUGCCAGUCCAGACUCUUUGUAGCAGUGGAUUUCAUUUAUAAGGUAGCAGUUGUCGAUCGCUCCAUCGGGCCGCAUUACAGGAAAUGAUGCUUUUCUGCUUUUUUGUGGUUAGAAGAUAGAAAACCACUUUCAUGUCUGUGCAGUGAAGGAAAACUAAAGAAAGACCGGUGUCUUUUUAUGAACAGGAUUUGGGACAAUCUUUUAUCAUACAGAGAAAAGUUGAGCUCAUUAGAUCUGUAGCUUCCACUGUUAACAAGUGUCCUUCAUACCCACUGUAGAAUAAAUGAGCAGUGGCUUUAAGCCUUUUCUUAAUAAUUCAACCCAGUUCUUAGUCUCAUAUCUAGUCGCAAAUUUCCCAAAACCAGAGCAUCAGUUUCACACCGAGUAGAGCUUUUUUUAUUAUUUCAUCUCUGCCAUUAAACAAAAUGAGUCCAUAUACAGCAGGAUAGGGUUACAGUGAUUGGAUCAGCUGUCUCCAAGUUAACCGUGUGGGAUUUUGAGAAUGAACCUUUUUCACUUUUUGAGCGUGGCCAGUUGAGAAGAUUUCUAAUCUUUAAAUUUAAAGCCAAAUCCUUCAGCUGGGUAGCUUAGCUGAGUCGGUCUCUGCUAAAACCGAGGCAAAUAAAACCUCUACAAGUGUAACAAAACCAGCCAACCAGGUCAAACACACUGUAACACUAAGUUAGACACCCCGUCGAGAGAUGAAUGUUGCCGACCGCUUUCUUUUCAUAAACAAAACGCCACUCUAUAGCCACAAAUAAUGCUCAGAACAGCACCUAACUUCAUCAGCAGGACAUAUAGGGUCCCAGCCAAAGUACUAGCCACCAAACAUAUUUUUAACUUUGCCUAAUUUCUUUAACAAAGAGACUAAACACAACUCACCUACUCUCUUCCAGCAGCCACUUGUUUGUAGCGAGACCUCGGGCCAGUCCAUUACAGACUGCUGAGGGGUUUCGCAGCUCAAGGAAGAACAUUUCUGAUCAUUUCUUUAUCAUUUCCUUUAAGUAAAAAUUAUCAUACUGCAGAUGUGGUAGUUCUUCUGCCUUAGCGUCUCGGUCUGAUUGCAUUUCCAUGAAGAAGGUUGAGGUUUGUUUAUGGCUCCUCAGACCGCUGUGUAUUGCUAUCCUGCGGUCGUUACUAAAGUUGGUAUAACUAGAGAAGCAAGCGGUCGGCAACAUUCAUCUCUCGAGGGGGUGUCUAAGACCCACACUUCGCCUGAUCUCCCAAACACGCCUCACGUCAAAGUAACCUGACAUGAAGUUAAGAAGUGCGAACCUACUUAUUUAGGUGGAUAAGCAUGAAUGAGGUUAAGUGAGUGGUAUUAAUUACUUGAUUACUAAUCUUCUCAUCCAGCUUUUGUUGAAGUGAAUACAUGUCUUUCUAAAAUCCCACUUAAUCAGGAUAAGUGGCAUUAGUUCACAUGUUGGAGGAGUGUGAGCAGGAGAAAGAGGGUCUAACAGACCGGCUGGCCCUGAUGUAAGUGGGCUUUCUACUCCCCCAGCAUUUUGACAUUUCCUCCACAGAUACAGGUAAAUACAGAUCAGAUACUUUCAGCUUUAAAGUCGUUCUCUGUGAAUCAAAAUGUCUGUAAUAGCUUUAAAUCAUUGUGGUAUGACAAUGAUUUAUGAGGGUGAUUUUAUAACAGAAGAAAAAAUUAGACUAGUGAGAUUAAAACAGAAAAAGACACAUUCACAGACGUUAAAAAAAGUUCAUGCUGUGAUACAGUUGAUGUGACACAGCUGUUUGCUUUGAGGUUUCAUGCUCUAGAAAUAACCUUGUAAGUCAAGUGCCCAUUUAUAAGGAGUUAGACCUUCUGAAACACUUUCACUCAAACACUGUAUUUGAUCCCCGUUGCAGGCUUUGGUGUGUUUCAGAUGUCUUUUUUUUAUAAUAUUUGUCUAUUUUGUCUGUAUUUUGAAAAAUAAAGUUUUAGCCAUCGGCGCGUUUGCUGUCCUGUCCUGUCAUGGAUGUCUGGUGUGAAAUUGAAAUCAGGGAGUUAUUUUCCAUCCCAUCUUUAGUCGUCUUUAGUUACACUAACUUUAAAUAACAAAUCAAAGCUGCUUUGAUCCUGCCGCCGUCUCUGAUUUUUCAGAGCGCAGUAAAUGCCGCACCACAAAUAAAUCAGUGUGUGAGUUUUAUUCCCCAAAGAUACUCAGGAGACAAAGUUUACACAUAUAUACACAUGCUAGAUUCAAAGCAUGAGAGGUUUAGCCUUCCCUGGGCAAUGACCAACAUCCCCUGUGUCUUGAGUUGGUCCUGUGGGUAGCUUGCACAUCUAAAAGGCCAAUAAUCUGAAUAAUAGAUACUUAUUUUUGAGCAACAUACUUAAUCUUGCCCUUCAGAAAAAGUUAUUUUUAGGGAAGAUCUUACAAAUUUCAUGAACACAAUGCCAAAUCUCAUUCUGUAGAUAUUACACCAGCAUAACUCAGGGGUAGAAGAGUCCCAGUGCUGAACUGGUCCACCUGCAGCUGUGACUUGUCAUCCACUAAAUACAUUUGACAGAAAAUACCCUGAACUGUUAUCAGACAGAAAAUAGAAUUUCACC
Molecule: messenger RNA, 38736 nt
Organism: Xyrichtys novacula (pearly razorfish)
Lineage: Eukaryota; Metazoa; Chordata; Actinopteri; Labriformes; Labridae
Source: the annotation of a GenBank genome assembly